This is a messenger RNA of Caretta caretta (loggerhead turtle), 4720 nucleotides long. The record is from RefSeq and is a predicted model, not a curated record. Lineage: Eukaryota; Metazoa; Chordata; Testudines; Cheloniidae.
GGGCCGGUGACCUUCGAGGAGGUGGCUGUGUAUUUCACCAGGGAAGAAUGGGCUCUGCUGGACCCCGCUCAGAGAGCCCUCUUCAGGGAUGUCAUGCAGGAGAACUAUGAGAAUGUGACCACACUGGAUCAUCCCAUUCUCCCAGAGGGAAGGAAAUGGCUGCAAUGGAGCUGUCUCAGAGGACGUUCAUUCCGACAACUUCAUUUCUCAUGCAGCUGCAUCCUUAUCAAUUCUUACAAGCAACAGGGAAAGGAAAAUUAUGGCAACUUAUUUAUUUAUUACUUACUUAAUUAUUUAUUUAAGCAAAGAAUUACUGCUUGCUUAUCCCUUUGUCCCCUAAUGCCAUGUCAGCACGUUAGCAGCUUCCCAGCUCUUUUACUUAACCCUUAACAUAUCCCAACAAUUAUAAGAGAUAGCAAGCAGAUCAAAGCAGAUUACUUAGGAAAUAACCAAAAACUCAGACUAAGCCUUACACGCUAGAUGGAUAGAAUUUGAGUUAGCAAUUUCUCACCCUGACUGAUGAUACAAGCAGUCCAGCAAGUUUCCAUCCAAGGUUGGAUAUUAGGAAAAACUUUUUCACUAGGAGGGUGGUGAAACACUGGAAUGCGUUACCUAGGGAGGUGGUAGAAUCUCCUUCCUUAGAAGCUUUUAAGGUCAGGCUUGACAAAGCCCUGGCUGGGAUGAUUUAAUUGGGGAUGGGUCCUGCUUUUGAGCAGGGGGUUGGACUAGAUGACCUCCUGAGGUCCCUUCCAACCCUGAUAUUCUAGGAUUCAUACACAAGCUAGAAAUCCUUCUACCCUGGCACCAGCACUUCCCCCAGUUCAGUCUUUGUUUCUCAGGUGUUUCCAGGAGUUCUCUUGUGUGGGGAAUGAGGCCAUGAGAUGAUGUCACAACCCACCUUAUGUAGCUUUUCCACAUGGCGGGAACCCUUUGUUCCAAACUCAGUUCCCAGUUCAGUUUGUGGAAAAAUACAGGUAGCAAAAUGGAGUUCAUUGUCAUGUGGUCUGGUCACAUGCUGUAGCAUGCCCUGCUGAGUGCUAAGCUCUUCCACGGUCCGUUGUCUUUGUUGAUGAGCCAUCAGCACUGUCUGGCUUCUUCAUUGUUGUACCUGAAAGGCUAGUUGUGAGUGUUACCCAGAGUAAGCACAUUUCAAAUGCAGAUACAUAGUCAAUAUCCAUAACUUCAGUACAAACAUGAUCUAUUCAAAAAAUAGGAUCAUCAUAUUCAGCAAAUUAUAACUUUUCCAAUGACACAGCACAUGAUGCAUCUUGCACAAAUUGCAUCAUAAUUAUGUCCCAAUCAUAUUAUAAUCCUAUCACUUUGCUGAAUAUGGGGUGUAGUGUCCGAUAGGGCCUAAUUUCAAGGCACAAUUUUUAAUCUAUUUAAUGAAUGCCGUGUUUAUUUAGUAUCAUUCUAGUUUUCUAGUCAAAAUAUUGUGCUGAACCAGGUCAUAUGCCUUACAGAAUUCUAGGUAUAUUACAUCAAUACUAUUUAUUGCAACCAGACUUUUGAUCUCAUCCAAUAAGGAUAUCCAGUUAGUUUGAUAGGAUCUGUUUUCUCUAAACCUUUGUUCAUGGGUACUAAUUAUAUUACUCUCCUUUAAUUCUUUAUUAAUAAAAUCCAGUAUCAGCUGCUCCAUUAUGUUGUCCAGUAUCGAUGUCAGACUGACACUCCUGUAGUUAACUGGGUCAUCUCUUUUACACCUUCUAAAUAUUGGCACAGCAUUAUCUUUAUUCCAGUCUUCUGGAAUUUCCCCAGUGUUCCAAGUUCUAAUUAAAAUCAACAUUAACAGUCGACCUUUUAAAACUCUUGGAUACCAGUUAUCUGGACAUGCUCAUUUAAACAUGUCUAGCUUUAAUAGCUGCUGUUUCACGUCCUCGUGAGUUCUUGUUGGAAUGGAAAGAGUGUCGUCGUCAUCAACAUCUUAUGAUAUGAGUACAUCAUCUGUUUUUCUCCAAAUCUAGGAGGGAAAUAUUUAUUGAACACUUUUACCUCUUCUGUAUUAUUUUUGAUAAUUCUGCCAUUUCCACCUAGUAAUUUACCACUACCAUUGUUAGGAUUAAUUUUGUACUUAAUAUACUUUUAAAAACUUCCUUCUUAUUUUCAUUGAUUGGUUAUUGAUUUUUGAUAGCUUCCCUUAUCAAUUUUCUACAAUUCUGACCUCACUUAUAUUCUUUACUAUUGACUUCCUCUUUCUUCCAUAUAUUUUAUUUGGCGUGUGUUAGGAUUCCUACCAGAGAGCCACCAGCAGGGUCCAGAGACAGCCCCAUCUCCUAUAUCAAGCUCUGGCUAGUAGGGGCCAGUGACUUUCGAGGAGGUGGCUGUGUAUUUCACCAGGGAAGAGGAGGCUCUGCUCGACCCCACUCAGAGAGCCCUUUACAGGGAUGUCAUGCAGGAGAACUAUGAGACGGUGGUCUUUCUGGGGUUUCCAGUUUCCCAACCUGAUGUGAUCUCGCAGCUGGAACAAGGGGAAGAGGCAUGGGUCCCAGACCUCCAGGGCUCUGAGAAAGAAGUGUUCCCAAGUGCUGCUUGCACAGGUGAUGGGAUGGUGAGUGAGAACGAGGAGGAGAAACCCCAGCAGGAAGAUGCUGAGCCACUAGAACCACGUGGGACGUUAUCAGGAAGAUCCAAAGGGAAUGAUUCCGGGAGUUGUGCACUCCCAGAAAAAGCAAAAGCUUGUGAGAGUCAGCACAAGCCAAAGGAAAACUUGAGGAGCCACUCAGACCUUAUUACAUGCGAGAGCAUCAACUUUGAAGAGACACACUACUCAUUCCAUCAGUGUGGGAAAAGCUUCAGUGGGAGCUCAGACCUUUUCAUACAUCAGAAAUUCCAGAGAGGAGAGGGACCCUACACAUGCUCUGAGUGCGGGAAAAGCUUCAAUCAGCACUUAGCCCUUAUCACACAUUGGAGAAUCCACACUGGAGAGACGCCCUAUGUGUGCUCUGAGUGCGGGAAAUGCUUCAAUCAGAGCUCUGACCUUAUCACACAUCAGAGAAUCCACACGGGUGAGAAACCUUACGGAUGCUCUGAGUGUGGGAAACGCUUCAAUCGGAGCUCACACCUUAUCACACAUCAGCGAAUCCACACAGGAGAGACGCCCUACACAUGCUCUGAGUGUGGGAAAAGCUUUAAUCAGCACUCACACCUUAUCACACAUUGUAGAAUCCACACAGGAGAGAGAAACUAUAAAUGCUCUGAGUGUGGGAAAAGCUUCAAUCAGAGCUCAAACCUUAUCAAACAUAGGAGAAUCCACACUGGAGAGAUGCCCUACACGUGCUCUGAGUGCGGGAAAAGCUUCAAUCAGAGCUCUGACCUUAUCACACAUAGGAGAAUCCACACGGGUGAGAAACCUUAUGGAUGCUCUGUGUGUGGGAAGCGCUUCAAUUGGAGCUCACACCUUAUCACACAUCAGCGAAUCCACACAGGAGAGACGCCCUACACAUGCUCUGAGUGCGGGAAAAGCUUUAAUCAGCACUCACACCUUAUCACACAUUGUAGAAUCCACACAGGAGAGAAACACUACAUAUGCUCUGAGUGUGGGAAGAGCUUCAAUCAGAGUUCAAACCUUAUCAAACAUAGGAGAAUCCACACAGGUGAAAAACCUUAUGGAUGCUCUGAGUGUGGGAAACGCUUCAUUCAUAGUUCAGCCUUCAUCUCACAUCAGAGAAUCCACACAGGAGAGAUGCCCUACACAUGCUCUGAGUGCGGGAAAAGCUUUAGUUAUAAUUCAAAGCUUGUCACACAUCAGAAAAUCCACAUGAGAGGGAACUGUAAUAAAUGCCUUGACUAGGGCUGGCCAAAGGUUUUUUUUAUUUUUAAAUCACAUUUGCUAAUUCCCACAUAACGGUCUUUGCACCAUCUUCACCGUGGUCUCUCAGUUCCCCCAGAUGAGUUACCUGCUUCUGCCUUUUGCAGCUAACCCUUUUUUGGGGUCAGUCCUGUGAUCUUUUCUAUCAACUCCUUUGCUUUUGAGUCGUAGGAGAGUGUGUCCCUCCAGCCAGGAAUGUUCAUCAGCUCCAGGUGGGGGAGAGAGGUUUGAUCCCAACAAGCUACACUGAGGCAAAAACUACCUGUCCCUUACAUCCACUAGGACUGUACAUGGCGUUGACUGCUCAAGUGAGUGAUCUUGGUGUAAAAAGACAAUUAUAGUUGUAGAGCAGAUGCAGCCCAGGUGCAGUGGUUGACAUUAGCUUUCCCCUUGACCUGACCUAAACUCCAUCGCUUUUCCUAGUCUAAACCAAUCCUGAGCAUCACGAUUAUACUGAUAAAACCUGGGGCCAGUUUGUUCAAUAUCUUCAUUAAUGAUCUGGAGGAUGGCGUGGAUUGCACUCCCAGCAAGUUCGUAGAUGACACUAAACUGGGAGUGGUAGAUACACUGGAGGGUAGGGAUAGGAUACAGAGGGCCCUAGACAAAUUAGAGGAUUGGGCCAAAAGAAAUAUGAUGAGCUUCAACAAGGACAAGUGCAGAGUCCUGCACUUAGGACGGAAGAAACCCUUGCACUGCUUCAGACUCAGGACCAAGUGGCUAGGCAGCAGUUCUGCAGAAAAGGACCUAGGGGUUACAGUGGACCAGAAGCUGGAUAUGAGUCAAAAAUGCACCCUUGUUGCCAAGAAGGCCAAUGGCAUUUUGGGCUGUAUAACUAAGGGCAUUGCCAGCAGAUGGAGGGACGUGAUCAUUCCCCUCUGUUCGACAAGUUUUUGGAAAGCGUAGGGGACAAUU